Molecule: messenger RNA, 375 nt
Organism: Marasmius oreades (fairy-ring Marasmius)
Lineage: Eukaryota; Fungi; Basidiomycota; Agaricomycetes; Agaricales; Marasmiaceae
Exons: 2
Coding region: 1-375 (124 amino acids)
Source: RefSeq, a predicted model, not a curated record
AUGGCGAACGAAACAGAAAACUUGUUGCGAGCUUCAUCUUCUCCACCGGGACGUGCUGGUGGAAGCCCUUUCGAAGUGGUUGAAGUCUUUUCCGGGGGGAUAUUAUGUGCAAACAGUGCCUCUUACUACAUUGUUGGAGCAGAAUUCAAGGGACAUCGGACGAACAAGGGAGAGUCUAGCAGGUUGACAUAUUGGCACAAACUCGAUGACGAGUCGAACAAUUCUCGGGAUGUUUCGAGAGGUACAGGGAACUUCCAACCUCCAGUGACGGGGUCGAGUUCUGAUGAAUUCCGCGUCCAUCAUAGAGUUGGCACUGGGGGCGCAAAGAAGGGGACGUCAGAAGACUCGGAAGCAAAUGCUACUAUGCAUCUCUGA